GGCCUUGGAAAAGGAGGAGCUAAGCGUCACCGUAAAAUUCUGCGUGACAACAUCCAGGGCAUAACAAAGCCUGCUAUUCGUCGUCUCGCACGUCGUGGAGGUGUCAAGCGUAUUUCUGGUCUGAUCUAUGAAGAGACUCGUGGUGUCCUCAAAAUUUUCCUCGAAAAUGUCAUUCGGGACUCUGUAACAUACACCGAACAUGCAAAACGGAAGACGGUCACUGCUCUCGAUGUCGUAUACGCUCUGAAGCGUUCAGGGCGCACACUAUAUGGUUUCGGUGCAUAG
This is a messenger RNA of Lentinula edodes (shiitake mushroom), 285 nucleotides long. Its product is annotated as histone-fold-containing protein. The record is from RefSeq and is a predicted model, not a curated record. The transcript has 3 exons. The annotation marks the transcript as partial. Gene Ontology annotation, cellular component: nucleosome. Gene Ontology annotation, molecular function: DNA binding; structural constituent of chromatin; protein heterodimerization activity. Gene Ontology annotation, biological process: nucleosome assembly. Lineage: Eukaryota; Fungi; Basidiomycota; Agaricomycetes; Agaricales; Omphalotaceae.